Molecule: messenger RNA, 2255 nt
Organism: Amyelois transitella
Lineage: Eukaryota; Metazoa; Arthropoda; Insecta; Lepidoptera; Pyralidae
Gene: asun
Product: protein asunder
Exons: 13
Coding region: 287-2179 (630 amino acids)
Biological process (GO): centrosome localization; regulation of mitotic cell cycle
Cellular component (GO): integrator complex
Source: RefSeq, a predicted model, not a curated record
GCCCUGGAAGAGAGAAAGAAGAGGAGUCCGAAGAGUCAGUGUCAGACAGACAGAUCGGCCAACUAAACUUUUGUACAAAACAAACAUUUCCUUUAAAAACAUGAGUAAGAUAAAAAUUUAAUUUUAAGUUUGUUUGGAAAAUUAAAGUUAUACAAUAGAACUAUAACAAAUGCCAGUGACAUAUAUAUGACUGAAGGAGGUUAAUUAAAAGAUACAUUUUGUAGUACUGAGUACUAUAAACUCCUAUGAAAGUUCCCAGAAACGACUAUCAAAAAAUUUAUACAAAAUGUUUCCUACAAAUCACAAAACUAUAUUUGUUUUGGAUCAUUCUCCAUACUUCGGCAUGUCUUCUGAACAUCCAAUAGACUUCGACAGUUCAAAAACUCGAGGUCCUGGUUAUGUUACAUUACAACCGGUGUGCAAGUCCUUGUGGACUUGCAGCGUAGAGGCCGCUGUUGAAUAUUGUCGUAUAGUGUGGGAUCUAUUUCCUGAAGGAAAAUUGGUCCGUUUUGUGGUCAGUGAUGCAGUAGCGCACAUCUUAAACACUUGGGCUGUAAGUCAACAGAAUUUGACACAUAUCCUAAAUGGCCUAUGUCUUGUGGGACAAAUACAUCAUGGCGUUGGAGGAGAUGUGGUUGGUCUGUGUGCCGCUAUUGAAGCUUUAGGAGAACCAUCACCCACUCAAUUAUCAAGGCCAGCUUCUGAACACUUCCAAAACCGUGGCCGUGUAAUAUGCAUCACAAGUGCAAGAGAUGAUGAUUCCAUCAGAAGUUUAGCCGAGAUAGCUCUGAAUGCUUUAUUACAACAAAAUAAGAAAGCUUCAAUAAUUACUACAACACCAUCUAGUCCAGGAACCUCAAAUCCUCCACAGCCUUUGUUAGUACAUUAUUGUCAUCUAGUUAUAAUAAAUAUUACUCCGGAUAACGUGGAGUCAAUGGUCAAUAAUCAAGCACUUACUGAGAUGGGGGGUGGCUUAAUGGGUGUGGAAGUAUGGGCAACGCGCGCCAGCGAGUUGGCGAACAUGCUCGGCAAAUUGGUGUUACCGCAUUAUAGACUUGCUACCACAACUGUCACUGGCAUUCCCAUGAAAGAGGAACAAAACGCGAGUUCGAGCGCAAAUUACGAUGUUGAAAUUAUUCAUUCUGCGGAAGCACACGCUGGUCUGAGAGCUGCACAAACUGCUGCCGAGGCCGCCGAAUCGGUGGUACUGCGCUGGUGGACACCGCGGGGGGCAGAAGGAGGGGCGGGGAGCUGCAGUGGGCCGCUGUGGAGGGUCACCCCCGCCGAUGUGGCUUCGAGACCAUCCGCCUGUCUCGUCAACUUUCUUCUCAACGGACGCUCCGUCACUCUUGAGAUGCCUAGGAAAGGCGGUGGCAGAUCAGCCUCCCACGUGCUAGCAGCACAGGGCGGAGAGUUAUGGAUCGGGGCGCUGGGCGGGCGCACGCCCUACGACGACCCGCCCGCCCUGUCCGAGGGCGCGGGGGGGCGCGUCACAGAUUACAGAAUAAAAGAAUUCGGUGCAUUGAUGCAACAAAACAAGUUGCAUCCGUUGCGAGGCGCGGGCGCAAACGCACGUGCGCGUGCACGCCUACAAAGACAUACGACGUACUGGCCACUUACUAUUUCGUCCACUUUGAUAUUCAACUUGGGUUCUGUAAUGGAACCCCUAACCCGGCUGGUCGUACAAGAAUCUCUGACGGAUGACGAAGUGGACACGUGUCGAAACGUUCUCCUCUCACUUCUUGGCAUGGAGUCGCGACACGAGUUUCCUUCGUCGCAGCUCUCGUCAAACAUGAGGGGUAAAUCAAGUUCUCGGCGGGAAGAGCAAUGGCGCCAAGUGUGGGGUGAAUUAGAAGCGUUAGUGCGCGCUCAUUCAGCGUCGCCCGCGCAUCGCACGCUACUGCGCGUGUUGUUGGACUGCAGAGCGCAUAACAACCACAAUACCGAUGGUGAAUCUCGUGCAACUGUGAUUCGUGCAACCACAGAUUCCCCGCUUUCGCCGGUCGGGGCCGGCAACGGCGCUAGCAGCGACGUGUGGGCGCCCAGAAAUGUGUUGGACGCACUUCUAGGGCCACCGAGACCACCACGGAGGCCAGACUUCGCUGGUCGCAUGGCGGCCGGCACUCGACCCGCAACGUUAUACCCACAGUUACAGCAAGACGUCGAGACACAACACUAGUUUGUAAGGAUGUCGGCGAGUUCCUUUUUUAAGUUAGAUUUAAGGCUGAUUAUUGAAUUAUAAAUGAAUUUUUGAA